Molecule: messenger RNA, 2298 nt
Organism: Podarcis raffonei (Aeolian wall lizard)
Lineage: Eukaryota; Metazoa; Chordata; Lepidosauria; Squamata; Lacertidae
Gene: RFXANK
Product: regulatory factor X associated ankyrin containing protein
Exons: 9
Coding region: 700-1482 (260 amino acids)
Biological process (GO): regulation of transcription by RNA polymerase II
Cellular component (GO): nucleus
Molecular function (GO): protein binding
Source: RefSeq, a predicted model, not a curated record
GCACUAGGGUGACAAAGGAUGGAAGAGAUUAUCACUACGGCCUGCAGGGGGCUGGACCAGUGCAAUAGCUGCCUGCUGUUAAAACAUUUAAAGCCUCUGGGUCAUCUUCAGUGCUCAUUGGUUCUGAGGAUGACAGCUGUUAAAGUUUAUGUGGAGUGUUUUAACUUUUUAAAUUUUGUAGUAUUUUGUAAAAAAUAAAAUAUUUUUUAAAAACAGUUUUAUAGGGUAAUAAAAACAGUAUUUUAUUGUUGUCAGUUGGAAGCUGCUUUGGACGGGCGUUGGCUCAGAACAGCGGUCUAAUGAAUACGUUAAAUAAAUACAAUGCAUUAAAGCAUAAUCAAAACCAAAUUUUCUGGAGGGUUUUUAAAAAAGAAAACAAUUGAACGGCUGGCCCUUUAAACCGUCCUUCGGGGGAAGCGCUUCCUCUUAGUUAGUGGCCGGUGAUUGGCGGAGCUGGAGGGCGGGGCGGAGGCUGAGCUGCGCCGCUCAUUCAUAACAAUCCCGGCUUCCGCAACCUCAUUCAGAAGCUCUUAAAGGGCCAGGCCGCCGCCGCCACCCCGCGGGAGCGGCUGCAAAUGCAUCGUGGGAAGAGAAAGUUACUUUCAGUUUUGCGCGGACGGGCAGAGGGAGCAAAGAGAGGGGGAGAUGCGUCAAAGCGGAUCUGGCGGCACCAUGAUCGCCAACUUUUUCUAAAGGGCUAUGUGUAAACUUGACGUCAUCGCCCUUCUAAUGGGAGAGGCUGAAGCUCCUGUCGCCGAAAUGACCCACAAUGCCCCCUCAAAGGACUCAGAGAUGCCCGCCAGCGACCCGGAGGACGAUCAGGCAUCAGUCAUCUUGCGGCUGUAUCCGUACUCGGAGGAGAAAGAUGACCCAAACCAAGCUGUUCCUGCACCAAAUGAUGGAAGCAGUCUCAAGCUGGCGACCACCCUGACCAACCGGCAGCGUGGCAACGAGGCAUCUGCCUUGCCGGCCACUUUGGACACUCUUUCUAUUCAUCAGUUGGCAGCCCAGGGAGAACUGGUCCUGUUGAAAGAAAAUCUGAGGAAAGGCGAGAACCUUUUAAACAAGCCCGACGAGCGGGGCUUCACGCCGCUGAUGUGGGCUGCGGCUUUUGGGGAGAUUGAGACCAUCCGCAGCAUGCUGCAAUGGGGUGCAGACCCCCACGUCCUUGCAAAGGAGAGGGAGAGCGCCCUGUCUCUCGCCAGCAUGGGGGGCUACACGGACAUCGUCACCUUGCUCCUGGAGAAGGACGUGGACAUCAACACUUACGACUGGAAUGGCGGGACCCCUCUCCUCUAUGCUGUGCGCGGGAACCACGUCAAAUGCAUUGAGGCCUUGCUAGCCCAUGGUGCUGAUCUCACAACCGAGGCAGAUUCAGGAUACACCCCCAUGGACCUGGCAGUCGCUCUGGGACACAAGAAAGUGCAACACGUGAUGGAAAAACAUAUCCUCAAGUUAUUGCGGAGCAAAGAACCUGAGUGAAACAGGACUUCUUGUCAGACUGGGGGGGGGCCUUCUUCCUGCCCCCCACCAUUUUUCUCUCUGCUUUGAAGGUGGAAUCAAGGGAAAGCCUUCUGCACUGAGCGGCUGAUCUGAGGCACAUGAGACAGGGUUGGAUAUUUGAGAGUCACCGGGCUUUUAAAAGUUUACUACAGCCCUCGUGGAAAGAGGGGGCACUGGAGGGGUUAGGUUUGAUGGCAAGACAAGACCCCCCCCAACCUGCUUGUUGCCAUCAGCUUACUAUUUUUUAUUUAUUUAUUGAAUUUUUAUACCGCCCUGUACCCGGAGGUCUCAUUUAUCAACCUGAUGACCACUAAGCACCACAACUAUUCUGGAACCCCUGAAAUCCAGACUCCAGCCAGAGGAGAAGUUUCUGGAGGCAAAGGAACUCCAGGUGGCUCGCAGAAGCAAGCCAAGCUGCAAAUCAGAAGGCGCCUGAUGUUUUCCCCGCUGCUGCUUGCAAACUGUUCUGAGCUGGGAUGCGUGCGAUGGGAGAGAGAAUUUUGCUGGUUCCCGAGCUAAAAAAAAAGUACUAUGUACUGUAUUUUUAAAAUUUGAAAUGACAACAACUGAACAUCCCUGAUUAAUGGAAGAAACUAUUCUGUCCCUAGAAAACUUGCUGAAACUGCUAAGCAGGCAACUCUGCUACACUGUGCUUGUCUUAAACAGCAGGCUUGCUUAUUUCCGCUCACCUAGGACGAACCAGGACUCCAGGUGAGCAGCUGUGAGAGCUUUCUUUUUAAAUAAAGGAAUGAAUAUCUUGGCAUAAUAAUACAAAAUAAAUUAUUGUUCACUAUU